Zingiber officinale is the source of this 884-nucleotide messenger RNA. RefSeq names its product small heat shock protein, chloroplastic-like. The coding region runs from base 79 to 765 and encodes 228 amino acids. Gene Ontology annotation, biological process: response to heat. NCBI's taxonomy places the organism in Eukaryota, Viridiplantae, Streptophyta, Magnoliopsida, Zingiberales, Zingiberaceae. The transcript has a single exon. The record is from RefSeq and is a predicted model, not a curated record.
GUCGUCCGUAUAAAUCUCCCACCGCUCUCGAUCAUCGCCACCGAUCAGCGCUCGUGAUCGAGUUCUACCAUUACACCGAUGGCGACCGUUGUAGCAGCAUCCGCUCUACGUCCUUCCGUCUUCUUCUCCGGCCAACCGCAGCGCCGGCCUCUGACGGCGGUGUCGCUUCCACCGCCCGCGCGACUCCGGAGACUCCACGUGUCUGCCACUGCGGCGGUGCCGCAGAGCAAGGAGAAAAACGAUGCCGGUGCUACCUCGUCCAUCGACGUCCGCGUCGACAAGAACGGCGCCGCGAUGGUGAGGCAGCGUCCUCGCCGGUCGGCGUUCGACGCGGCGCCGUUCGGGCUCGUCGACGCGAUGUCGCCUAUGAGGACGAUGAAGAUGAUGCUGGACACGAUGGACCGGCUGUUCGAGGACGCCGUGUCGUUCCCGGGGAGCAGCACGGGGGAGAUGCGGCCGCCGUGGGAGGUCAUGGAGGACGAGAAGGAGAUCCGGAUGCGGUUCGACGUCCCGGGGCUGUCGAAGGAGGACGUGAAGGUGGCCGUGGAGAACGACGUGCUGGUGAUCAGGGGCGAGCGCAAGGAGGAAGAAGGGGAAGAGUCCAAGUGGAAGGGUUGGAGCGCGAGCUCGUAUGAUUCCAGAUUCGUGCUGCCGGAUAACUGCGACAAGGAGAAGGUGAGGGCGGAGCUCAAGAACGGCGUGCUGCUGGUGGCGAUCCCGAAGACGGCGACGGAUCGCAAGGUGAUAGACGUCGAAAUCCAAUAAAGAUGGUGAUAUGAAGUAGGAGUGUGUAUGUAAGUCAUAAAUGAAGUCUCUGUUCUCGAAACAGGGGAAAUCAGUGUGGUUUACUGAUAUUACCAUGUGAAUAAAAAUGUGUGCAUAAA